This is a messenger RNA of Anopheles darlingi, 2600 nucleotides long. Its product is annotated as leucine-rich repeat neuronal protein 2-like. Gene Ontology annotation, cellular component: extracellular matrix. Gene Ontology annotation, molecular function: protein binding. The coding region runs from base 806 to 2392 and encodes 528 amino acids. The record is from RefSeq and is a predicted model, not a curated record. NCBI's taxonomy places the organism in Eukaryota, Metazoa, Arthropoda, Insecta, Diptera, Culicidae. The transcript has 4 exons.
GCGGUGAUCGGCGGUAGUGCGUACACGCGUGCGUAUUCAGUUUCAGAUUCUUUGUCCAGAUUGGAACCGCCGUAUUGCCAAUCGAUCAUCAUGGCAAAGACAAACUUGGCCGAGUAACGAUUUUAACAACAAACCAUGAAUCGCAAAAUUGGUCCGCGUAAAGUGGGCCAUUGGCGUCGUGUGUAGCGUCGUGUUGGUGCAUACAAUCCGGUUAACCUUGAGCAUAUUCACGCUGCGAACUAAAGUUAAAGCCGAUCGUGGCUCGCUGCCAAAGGUAGUGAAACGGUUGAACAGUUGUACGAAGCGAUUGCAUCCACCCGAAUGCACGUGCUAUUGGCGUCGGGGUACCGGGCAACGAAAAGUAAACUUGGUGCUUCACAAUCAAGACGGUGUGAGAGUCGGUGGACUUUCAGUGGUUUGAUAUCGAAAUUCCUGAUAAGAUAAGAAAAUCCAAUGGACCCGCCGAGUCGGGUUUGGGCUCGCCGAGGUGCAAUUCUCGGGCUAGCUUAGGGUACCUGCCAGCAGCACCAACCAGCACCACAAUGUGUGUUAGUCUCGUUAUCUUUGGCAAAACGAUACCAUACCCGCCGUUCGGGGUAAGGUGACUGAUGAGUACUAGGCCGCGGCUACUACUAUUCCACCAUUCUGUACAGGGCGGUACUACAGUUCUGCAGCAGCGUGAAUCCUGCGGGUUGUGUGUGCCAACGAAGAAAACGAAAGUAAAAAAUAGAGGAUCGUGAAGGUGAAAGCGAAAGUGGCACGUGUGCGUAAUCGAUCGAAACCGAUCGAUCUGUUUCAUCUUAAAAUGCUUCCCGUUCGAAAGAAGCAAUGUGUUUUCAUGGCUGUGCUACUGUUGGCGGUGUGUUGCGGCAUCGUUUUAGCCGGAGACGAGAACGACAAUAAGCAAUCCCCAACCACCUUGGCGACUGAGACGACAAAUACUACAUCUUCUCCUACAACGCCUGCUUGGAUGCCUUACAUGGUAGCCGGAGACACAAGCGCCAACACGUCCAUUCUAUGCAAAACGUGUACCUGUAGCAAGGACACAGCUACCUUCGAUUGCACGGAGGUGAAGCUAAACUCGACAACGAGCUUCUCAUCGGAAGCAUGGCAAUCACUGAAUGCCACCGGGUUAAUGGCGAAGACGAUUAUUAUGAAAUCCACCGGCUUGCAGCGUGUGAUACGCUUCCCGGCGAUGAAUGUAACGCUGCUUGACCUAAGCUUCAACGAUAUCGACACGAUCGAGAGCAAAUGUUUCAUCGAUCUGGCACAACUGGAGGUGCUGGAUUUGUCGCAUAAUCGACUCCGAACGGACACGCUCACACCGGACAUUUUCGAUGGUCACUACUCGCCGGAGUUUUUUGAUCCUCUGGUAAAAUUGCGCGAGUUGCGUCUCGGUUCGAAUCAACUGCACUCCCUCAACCCGGACCUGUUCGAGCAUUUGCCAGCACUGGAGGUGUUGAGCCUGGAGCUGAAUACCUUCAAAGUGAUCGAUUCUCAGGCGGAAACUGCAAUCAGUGGUAUCGCUGCGCUCGUUAGUCUCGAUUUGAGUUACAUGGAGUUGGAGGAUAUCCCAACGUAUCUGUUUCACACACCGCGUGGACUGCGCUAUCUCAAUUUGACUGGCAAUCUCCUGAAGGAGGUACCGACGGCCCUCAGACGUGCGGAAGGACUUACCUGGCUAAGUCUAGAUGAAAACCCAAUAAUGAGCAUCGCGAUGGGAAACGAAUUCCCCGUAAUGAAAAACCUUACAUACCUCAGCAUGUCCUACAUGCCGGUGUUGUCAGUAAUAGGUCGUGGUGCGAUGCGAGGUCUCGUGUCGCUCCAAGAGUUGCAUCUGACCAAUAAUCCGCACCUGAGCAUCCUUCAUCAGGACGCGUUCGCACGGAAUGACAACGACAAUCCGGAGCGACUCGAUUGGCCACCUGUUCGACGACUUUUCUUGCAUAAUAAUGCGCUCAAGUACCUAGACGCACAGCUGCUCGUCCAGUGGGACUCGAUGGAAGUGAUCGACAUUCGCGUCAAUCCUUGGGCCUGUGACUGUACUAACCGAUGGGUCGUAUCAACGCUUCUACCAAUCAUCGAGCGAACUACACCAGCCAUCCUUAAUAACAUUGUCUGCGAUAGUCCUCCACAAAUGCUAGGGGUCUCCAUGGUCGAUCUCGAACAUCAGCACACAAAGUUGCGUUGCAUCGACACUGCGGGCAACAACCCAUCUAACGAUGGUGCACUAUUAAUGGGUCUUCUGAUCGGAGUGUUGGUAGCCAUCCCGCUUACAGCCGCCAUCUGGUGCAUCUACAAGCGCGGUUGCUUUGGUCUAUUCGCGCGCCCCGGUCCGGCCAACUACUCGCGGGCCUUCUACAGCCGAACGACGCUAAAUGAGGAAUUUUAGAAUAAUUCCAGGGGCGAAUCGUUGCGAUCGCUUCACCACACCUUCACCAAAUACUUUGUGACACAGCUACUGUACUUGUUGCCAUAUAACUUACUAGCGUAUUCUUAGAAGGAUAUGCAAUGGGCUAGCAAAGCAGGGGGAGAUUAAUAAUUAAGUUAUGUAAACCACUCGUAUCGCAAUUCAUUAAAUAGAUGUUUUCUCUUUUACA